AUGGCUCGACCAGCCUUCGAUGACGAGGAGAGCGACGCAGAGUCUACGGAGACUCUGAUCAAACAUUCUGAAGACUGUGUGCCACACUUACGACGACGACGACGACAGACGAGAAGAACAUGGAGAACGGUUGCAGUUCAUGCUGCGGCCAUCGUCUUCUACGGAGUGAUUGCGACCUUGUUCACAAUUCAUGUGAAUUCCAGAAACAGACGGAGCCUCAUCUACUCACCCGCGAAUCCAGUGGUCGAGUAUGAAAACCGAGUUUACAGCCCUCAUCUCAAAGGUGACUCGGAAUACUUUGGCCGCCCCAGUGCUGAGAUCGAUUCCAACUGGGAGGAUCUAAUGCUCGCAUCUACGAUUCAUUUGACCGAGGCCGAUAGGCAGCAUCACAGUAGUGAUCUUCCGACGGUGCAGCUCCCCGAUGGAACGUAUGCUGGACAGUUGAUGGUAUAUCAUGAACUACAUUGUCUUAAGCGACUGCAUCAGUACAUCAACGCGGACCACUACUUCCCGAACCUCACCGAUUACGAUCGGCGAAUGAACAAAAUGCACACAGAACACUGCCUAGGCACUCUUCGGCAAGGUGUCAUGUGCCACGGCGACGUGAGCGUCAUGCCCAUGGUUUGGGGAAAGCACUCUCGUAUACCGCUCGGGGACUUCUCUAGUCCGCAUCAGUGUGUCAACUUUGGCAAGCUGCAUGCAUGGGCGGUACAGCGUGCCGUGACCGACGGGACAGAGCCAGGCGUGUUGGUGCAUCCGGUCCUAGGCCCGUCGUUUCCCGAUGGCAAAGGGACUAAGAUCGGAUUCGGCGAUGAGGACAUCGAUGCUGAAGGUAACAUCAUUACUUUGAACAGUCCUGAUAGACAUGAGGAUACGUUCUAG
This is a messenger RNA of Zasmidium cellare ATCC 36951, 882 nucleotides long. RefSeq lists its product as uncharacterized. Lineage: Eukaryota; Fungi; Ascomycota; Dothideomycetes; Mycosphaerellales; Mycosphaerellaceae. Bases 1 to 882 code for a protein of 293 amino acids. Gene Ontology annotation, biological process: mycotoxin biosynthetic process. The transcript is spliced from 8 exons. The record is from RefSeq and is a predicted model, not a curated record.